Messenger RNA from Leptinotarsa decemlineata (Colorado potato beetle), 1292 nucleotides. Its product is annotated as probable multidrug resistance-associated protein lethal(2)03659. Lineage: Eukaryota; Metazoa; Arthropoda; Insecta; Coleoptera; Chrysomelidae. Gene Ontology annotation, cellular component: membrane. The record is from RefSeq and is a predicted model, not a curated record. Gene Ontology annotation, molecular function: ATP hydrolysis activity; ATP binding; ABC-type transporter activity. Gene Ontology annotation, biological process: transmembrane transport.
CAUACUUACCAUGGUACCAGUAUAAAAGCGUUUGAGGAAGCUAUUGUAUAAAUAAACACGUGUUGCGGUUUUGUAAACUGUUUAGUGAAAAUCUCAAAAUAUAGUGUUACUUGAACACGUUACGGAUUUUCAUCAAGUAUUGACCAAUUCCAUUACAAUUAUUACUUCAUUAAGGUGCUGACGGUUUGUCGAAAAUUUUACCAAACCUCAUAGGUUGAGUCAUUCUAUAAAUUCAUUCUGCUUUUUGAAUAGAAUACUGGGGUUUUAAAAAUCAAAAAUCAAUAGUUUUUCUCUAAAUAGUGGAAAUCUACCAGGUAUAUUAUUUCAUAAAUAUUUCUUGUUUCAAAUUACGCUUGGCAUAAGAAGAGUGGAAAAUAUGAGAAAAAAUGGAGGAAGUGAAGGCAGAUGAAAGAUACAAAAAGAAGAAUCCCUACGAUAGAGCCAACUUCAUUUCAAAGUUAUUUUUUCUAUUUACAUUACCCUACUUUGUGAAAGGCUACAAAAGAGAACUGACUGAAGAUGAUAUAUAUAGUCAUAGAUAUAUACAUGAUUCCGGAAAGCUUGGAGAGCGAUUGGAAGCAGCUUGGCAGUACCAGGUUGAGCAUAGGAAAAAUCCUUCCUUCGUCAAAGCUCUCUGUAGCGUAUUUCUCUUCGAAAUUGUUGUGCUGUGGAUCAUUGUAUUUGUUACUGAGAUAAUUAGGUUGAGCCAACCUAUGCUGAUAUCAAGGCUUCUCACAUUGUACGAUGGAAACCAAGUUGCAGAAAACCAGAAAUAUCUGUAUAAAUACUCGGGACUUAUUGUCCUGUCGUUAUUAAUAAAUGUGUUCCUUAUACACACCUUCCAAUUUCAGAUUAUGCAAGUGAGCAUGAAGAUAAGAAUUGCAUGUUGUUCUCUCGUGUACAGGAAAGCUCUCAGAUUGAACAAAUCCGCUCUUGCUGAGACCACAAUCGGACAAAUAGUCAAUCUACUGACCAACGAUGUGGGAACAUUUGAUCAGGCUAUCCAUUUUAUGCACAAUUUGAUAAUAGGACCUAUAGAGACGUUGGUUGUUAUGAUUUUGUGUUAUUUCAGUAUUGGAUACACCGGACCAAUCGGAGCUAUAUUUCUCUUAGUUUCUGUUCCGUUUCAAUCAUGGCUUGGUAAAAAGACUUCCAAGUAUAGGUUGAAUACAGCUCUGCGUACAGAUGAACGAGUACGUCUAAUGAAUGAGAUAAUUUCUGGAAUACAAGUGAUAAAAUUGUACGCCUGGGAAAAAUCUUUCGCCAAGUUGGUGAAACUAGCCAGAAUGUAA